Molecule: messenger RNA, 2681 nt
Organism: Coregonus clupeaformis (lake whitefish)
Lineage: Eukaryota; Metazoa; Chordata; Actinopteri; Salmoniformes; Salmonidae
Product: fatty-acid amide hydrolase 2-A-like
Source: RefSeq, a predicted model, not a curated record
UAUUUGAUUGUAUUUUUCUUCACGAUGUUUUCGUUAUCACAGUGAUGUUUAAAAACAGUUUAUAGACAGCUUGUCUGAGAAUUCCAUACAAACAGUGGGUCUGACAUAACACCACCAGCUAGCAGAGGUGAAUUUUAUUACAGCACCCCCGUUGCAUUCUGGGAGAGUUGAUAGAGGCUGAGCAGUGGAGCUGAUCUUUUUUAGUAGGACGGCAAUUUCUGGCACCCGAGAUCUCAUGUCCAAAUAGGCUAGUCUUCCGAUAUCGGUAGUAAUGGCGAUGACACGGUUCGAAAAGUUCCUGGCCUCGCUGCUGCGCGGGGCGGUCGGGAUGCUGUUCGCCGUCUUCCAGCUACUCGCGCCGCGGCGGGGAGCCGACAGGUCCGCGACGAGGCUCCCACCAAUCACCAACCCACUUCUGAGGGUCCCAGCGAUGCGUCUCGCCCGCAUGAUUCGACGGAGAGAGGUAACCAGUGUGGAGGUAGUACAGGCCUACAUAGACCGCAUCCAACAGAUUAACCCUCUCAUCAAUGCCAUGGUCAAGGACAGGUUUUCCUUGGCCCUGCAGGAGGCAGCCCAGGUGGAUAAGCUGAUAGAGGAGGAGACAGGAGGAGAGGAUGUUCUGGAGGACAGGCUUCCUCUACUGGGGGUCCCUUUCACUGUCAAAGAGGCAUUCUCCCUCCAGGGUAUGCCUAACUCCACAGGGCUGGUGUCACGGCGGGGGGAUUUCGGCAACGGACGCGCCCCGGUGGCUCUGCUGAAGAGGGCAGGGGCCAUUCCUCUGGGGGUGACUAACUGUAGUGAGCUCUGCAUGUGGCUUGAAUCCCAUAACCGCCUGUAUGGAAUCACCAACAACCCAUACGACCUGGAGAGAAUACCAGGGGGAAGCUCCGGAGGGGAGGGCAGUAUUUUGGGGGGCGGCGGUUCAGUGAUAGGGGUUGGCUCAGAUGUUGGGGGCAGUAUUCGCAUCCCAGCAUUCUUCAACGGCAUCUUCGGCCACAAGCCCACAUCAGGUGUAGUAUCUAACGUGGGCCAGUUCCCCCCGGCCUCAGGGCAGCAGCCUGGUUUCCUGUGUACAGGCCCCAUGUGUCGCUAUGCCCAGGACCUGCUGCCCAUGCUCAGAGUUAUGGGAGGAGCCAACGCUGACCGGUUGUCUCUGUCGUCUGAAGUGGAUCUGAAGAGGUUACGGUUUUUCUCUGUUCCUCACGAUGGAGGCUCUCCUCUGGUGUCUCCUGUCGAUCAGCAGCUAGUCGUGGCACAGAGGAGGGUGGUGGAGCGUCUGGAGGCAGACCUGGGGGUCAACGUUCAGCAGCUGAAGAUCCCUCAGCUCAAAUACUCCUUCCAGAUCUGGAGUGCCAUGAUGGGAGCCCCAGGGAAGGAUGGAAAGCAGCCCACGUCAUUUGCAGAGCUGAUGUCUGACCAUGGGAAGAAAGUGUGGCCUCUAUGGGAGAUGGUUAAGUGGACUGUGGGACUCUCCAAGCACACCAUGGCUGCCAUAGGUCUGGUCCUGGUAGAGAUGUUCCAGCGGUCCCAGCCCACCCAGUUCAUCCUGCAGCAGAAGGAGUCUCUCCAGAAGGACCUGGAGGAACUGUUGGGGACAGACGGGGUGCUGCUCUACCCCUCUCACCCCCACCUCGCCCCCAAACACCACCACCCCCUCUUCACCCCCUUCAACUUCUCCUACACUGGUAUCUUUAACAUUCUUGGUCUUCCGGUGACCCAGUGUCCGUUGGGGCUGAGCACGGAGGGUUUACCCUUGGGGCUGCAGCUGGUGGUGGGGAAGCAGCAGGACCGUCUCUCCCUGGCCACCGCUGUGUUCCUGGAGAAGACCUUCGGAGGCUGGAGAGACCCAGGGAGCAUCGCCACUGUCACCACCCAGCUAGAUACCUGCCGCGGGACAGCAACGACCACAUCGUGAGAUGUUUAUUCUGAGAUUGAUGAAAGUCCUAGAAGACAAAAGAAUGUAUGCACAGACACAGAAAGGCACACACUCACACACUGUCCCUUUGCACAUGCUCUCCUGUCAGUCGUCCAGCCUUUUCAUUCAUUCUUUAAGAACAGACUAUCGCUAGGUUACUGAGUCACCCGUCCACUACAGUAUGUCUGUUCUGUCUUCGUCACAAAGUGUCCUAUUCUUGUCCAAAAAGCCUUUAUGUGUCCAAUCGUUGUGUGUUCCUGGGUGUGUCCCAAAUGACUCCCUACAUAGUGCACUACUUUUGACCAGAGCCCUAUGGGCCCUGGUCUAAAGUAGUGUACUAUAUAGGGAAUAGGGUGCCAUUUGGGACGCAGUUUCUGACUGUCCGACGGCUAUAUGUUGCGUCAGGGGGGUUUAGCGUAAUGUCCAAUAAAGGUUUUCUCUAUACACUGUAUUUGUCCACAACUAAAGAGACGUUGGAACCUUAUUGGAGAAUGUAUUAUGAGAAUGUAAUUAUGUAAUGUAUUAUCGUGUAGUCCAUGUUAAAAUGACGGGCAUUGAAGGGUGAUGUGAUAUACAACAUCUCUUAUAUGAUUGGCACUUUUUAAACAAGUUAAAAGCUUAACAUGUAUCUACUGUAUAAAGAAAAGUGCAUAUUGUGAUCAUUUGAAAUAUCUUUGUGAUAAUGUUUCAUAUUAAAUGUCAAUGGUUACUGUCCUACUACAAUUAUGCCAGAACAAAUAUUAUAAUAAAAUGCACAUUAUACUGA